AUGAUAAACUUUACCAGUAUUGAAAUAUAUCAACAGUUUACUUCGCGAUACAUCGGUGUUAUAAACACAUUGUUCGAUGAACGAAAUAUGGCCAGCCCAUUGACGCAAAAUGAUCUCAUCAUUCAGAUUUCAGAUUCGAAUUUAUAUGAAUUUCGUUUUGAAACAUUUCGAAUGUUGAACGACCUUCCAAAUCGAAUGUUUUGUUGCGUCAGAUUUUUCAUCUACUAUAAACAUGAUCAUGUCACACUCAAUCUCAAGGACGACAUACGAAACAUCACAUUCUCGUCUUUACAAAUCCUCAUCCACUGUCAUCAGUACGCCUUCGCAGAGUACACCUAUAUGCCCACUAAUGACAAAGAAAACUUCAUCGAUAAAAUGAUCUGUAAAGCUCCGGAGAACGUCAUAGCAACAACCGAGCUGUCGACAACGACAAUUGAGCUGUCCACAACGACAAGAAAAUCUUCGAAAAAGCUUAUAAUUUUAGUUGGGAUAGUUGGUGGCGGUAGUUUAUUUCCGUGCUUGCUACUCGCUUGUUGUUUGUAUGUUUUAUGCCAACAAAACAACGAGCAGGAUGACAGUGAUGUCCAGAACGAGUGUCGCUUGACCGAAAGUGCCAAUUAUAGCACCAGCCUCGGCGAUUUUUAUCCUCAGUGUUUACAAUGUCGAAUUCAAACAUUAGUCAAAUCAGAUGACAUUCAACUCGAAACUGACAGUUUAUGUUCAACGGUCGAACUCCAAUGUGUACAAUUGAUAUUCGACGAUCAAGACUUAUUCGAUGAUUUCUUCAACCUUCAUCAAGAGUACAUCUAUGACUUAUUUAGCAAAACGAAUGGUGAUUUUAAUCAGAAUACUCUUCAUGUUACAUUGAAAAAGCAUCAGUUUGAAGAGGUUAACCGACAAUUUGUCGAGCGACACUUUCAAAGUAAAUAUCAAGCAUAUCGUGUUCUAUUCUUGGAAAUAUAUUUACAAGAUUCGGUGAUGAAAAUACACGAAGAUUUGAUUGGUUUAACUCGCUUAUCGAUGAAAAUUAUUCUAAAUUGUCGAGUCAAAAACGAACCUUUACAAACAAUUUAUACUAUUCAUAACCAAAAGAUUAGUUUAGAAAGUCAAAAAGAUCAUUGUUCACCCAUGUCGCCAACUACUAACAUCCUGACGAGUCCAACUUCAUCACCGCAAUUCCUCUUAAUUUCCGAAGAGAAACCCGGAGCUUCGCAUUUAUUUCCCAUCUUAUUCACAUGUAUGCUAAUCAGUUUACUUGUACUUUCCCUAUUCUAUUAUUACAAAUGUUAUGACAAGAAAUCUUCGAAGGCAUCGAACAGUGGAAGUGCAUCAACGAUCAGUUUAGAAACCCCAAUGUCGAUUGAAGAGAAAGCGAGAUUAAGCUUGAAACCUAAACGGACGAAAGUUGGAAUGCGCGUAGUACAGUUAUUCAAUGAGGAGAUUUGA
Molecule: messenger RNA, 1446 nt
Organism: Adineta ricciae
Lineage: Eukaryota; Metazoa; Rotifera; Eurotatoria; Adinetida; Adinetidae
Source: the annotation of a GenBank genome assembly